Phragmites australis (common reed) is the source of this 1374-nucleotide messenger RNA. RefSeq names its product protein IQ-DOMAIN 19-like. The transcript is spliced from 4 exons. NCBI's taxonomy places the organism in Eukaryota, Viridiplantae, Streptophyta, Magnoliopsida, Poales, Poaceae. Gene Ontology annotation, molecular function: protein binding. The record is from RefSeq and is a predicted model, not a curated record. The coding region runs from base 1 to 1215 and encodes 404 amino acids.
AUGGGGAAGGCUGGGAGGUGGCUGAAGAGCAUCUUGGCGGGGAGGAAGGACGGCAGGGGGAGGGAGAAGGCGCUGCAGCAGCAGCAGCAGCAAGGUGACGCGACGCCGCUGCCGGCGGCGAGCACCCGGGAGAAGAGGCGAUGGAGCUUCCGGCGGCCGGCGCCACCGGGGAAGGCCGCGGCGCCGUCACCGCUGUCCCUGGAGCCGGGCGUGUCCGGUGCGGGGCUCGCUGGCCUGUCGGUGUCGGGGCGCGAGCUUGAGCUUCAACAGAGCGACCACGCCGUGGCGGAGGCGGCAGAGGAGAGCGACGUGUUGGCGAACUGCCUCGUCGAGGAGGCGGCCGCCGCCAGGAUCCAGGCCACCUUCAGAGGCUAUCUGGCGAGGAAGGCGCUGUGCGCGCUGCGGGGGCUGGUGAAGCUGCAGGCGCUGAUCAGGGGCCAGCUGGUGAGGAGGCAGGCCAACGCCACGCUCCGCCGCAUGCAGGCGCUCGUCUCGGCGCAGUCCCGCCUGCGCGCGCAGCGCGCGCGCAUGCUGGAGGACCAACGCCGGUCGCCGCAGCACCCCAGGCGCCGCAGCUCCUACGAGAUGGACCGGUCCGGCGAGGAGCACGUCAAGAUCGUGGAGAUGGACAUCGGUGAGCCGACACGGCUGGGGCGGAGCAGCUUCUCGGCGGUGGCGCGCGAGUCGAGAGAGCGGCGCCUCGCGGAGUACUACUACGGGCAGCGCUCGCCCGCGCCGUCGCCGUCCGCGGCGUCGUUGGCCGAGCUGAGCCCGCGCGCGUACAGCGGCCACUUCGAGGGCGUCUCCGCGUUCGACCCCGCGUCCACGGCGCGGAGCAGCCCGUACGUGCCGCCGUACGCCGACGCCGCCGAGCCUGGCUCGGGGUUCUUCGUCCCGAACUACAUGGCGAACACGGAGUCGUCCCGAGCCAAGGCCAGGUCCCAGAGCGCGCCGAGGCAGCGCACCGACGCGCUGGAGCGGCAGCCUAGCCGGCGCCGCGGCGUCCCAGGCGCGCCCAAGAAGAUGAUGCAGCGGUCGUCGUCGCACAUCGGCGCGUACGGGUACGAGUACCCGUGGACGGGCGUGAGGCUGGACCAGUCCUGCGCCUCGCUCGUGGGCAGCGAGUGCGGGUCCACGAGCACCGUGCUCACCGCCGCCACCAUCGGCUACUACCGCUCGCUCGUCGGAUUCGAGGUACACAGGGGCCACUACUGAACUGAACAUCUAGCUGCAAGAAAUGGCAACUCACCGAUGUAUCAAGCACUACCUGAACCAUUAGUGUUUGUGCAAUGUUUUAGAGACCCAUCAGUGUUGGAUGAUGGCUUUGUGAAAUUCUUAGUUGUUUCUUCUCCUCUCCCUCUCCGACCUUGAAGU